AUCUGUAUUCGUUUCCUCAAUUUGACAGUUCGCAGCUGGUGCUGUUGGAUUGUUUCUGUUAUGGAUUUUUGAGACCUAAAAGCGUAGAUAAUACUUAAAUUGUGGCGAUAAACAAGUAGGAUAAUCAAAAUUUAUUACAUUUUUAAUAGUUUGUUGUAUAUUUAUUCCACUUGGCAUAAUGUAUAAGACGUACUUCAUUCAAUUUUGUUCGAUGAUCACGUAGAAAAAAGCUCAGGGCAAUGGACCCAGUAAUAGACAGUGAAUGGCUUGGGUGUAAGAAUGAACCGGUUGACGAAAUGCAGAAUGUCGGCAACAUUUCUCGAAGCUGGCAGUGGAGGGAACGGGGGAUCAACCCACCCAACUACCCUAAUAACAAAACUGUGCUUGAAAACAUGGCUGAAGAUAUACUUGUUCAGAAACCACUACAAAUAAGGAGUUGUGACUUACCUGGGUAUCCAAGGUCUACAUUCUUAAUGGUUUUUAGUCCUGAUGGAACAAAAGUAGCAUCAACACAUGGGAACCACAAUGUGUAUGUAUCUGAGCUGGCCAGUGGCAGACAUGUGCGGAUACUGAGAGGUCAUCCUCGCACUCCAUGGUGCAUUGCCUUCCAUCCGUCUCACCCACUGCUGAUUGGUUCCGGCUGCCUGGGUGGACAAGUCAGGGUCUGGGAUAUUGCUAGUGGAGGAAGCGAAGUCUGGAAUGUUCGCAACGAGACCGUGAUAGCUUCGAUCGCGUUCCACCCGCGCGAACAACUGCUUGUCAUAGCUACGUACAAUGAACUGUACUUCUGGGACUGGAGCCAACCUGCGCCGUUUACCAGAGUCUCAACCAAUAAUGUUAACGAGAAAGUCAGAUAUGUGGCUUUCGAUGCUCUUGGCUACAAGCUUAUCACAGGGAUAUCACUGUGGGCGUGUUCGGGCGGCCCUGCGAACAAUUCUUCGCAGCAGCAGAAUCCCCCUGCAGGACCUCCUAACAACCCGAAUAAUAAUAACCCAAGGAGAGAUGAUCCUGACGACAGUCCGGGUGGUAGCCGACCUCAAGAGAGUCCCGGCUCCGCCCAAGACAUGAUUGUAAAUUCGUACCAAAAUCUGGUACAAAGAUACGACAGUUUAGUGAGGAAUUAUCAAAGACUCUUCAUGGUACGACACCGGCUGACGAACACUCCGCCGCCGCCGAAUACGACUGACCGCGGCACAGAUCCAAUGGAGACUGACAUAUUAACGUCAUUCCCUCCGGGGUUUACGAGACUCCGAGAGACCCCCCGUGCCACUGCUUCCACGUCUGCUACCCCAGAUGACGGUAAUAUAAGAACAACAACAGAAAAUCCGACGCCCAGUACAUCUCGUACUCAAGACCCGGUAGACAACGGCGACGGAGAGAGCAGCAGUCGACUACUCAACUUGGAUGUGCUGUCUAUUGAUGGCAAUACUUCCAGAAAUCCAACAUCGAAUCAGGAGCGUUCAAUGGCGUUUGGAUCCCGAUCGUCCGCUUUCCAGCCAUUAAAUGGCACUGAUAGAUCAUAUAGAACUAUAGAGUAUGAGAGUACCAGGCUGUUGCCCAAUCCGUUUUCGUCCGCUAUCGGAACACCUAGACCAGCCAGGAUUACUUACACAGAAAUUACUCCCUCUAGCUCGACCAAUACGUCGCGGACCAGCAUUUUUACCUCGUCUAGAGGUUCAUCUUUAGGUCGAGAUUUCUCACUUCGUCGUCGAAACUUCUCUCCGUUACAAAACAACAACGAUACUCCACGUAACGAUCCUGGUUCGCCAGCAACAAAUACUGCUCCAUUGACUUUCACACGCCGGUCAUUCAGCGACGCACGGAGCACGUCGACUGAAAGUCAGCCGUCGACUUCAGGCACGUCAUCGCACAGACCGGCGAUGACGAACUCGUCUACACAGAUGAGCCCCGUGACGGCACCGGUCGAUGCACAAACUAUUAACGAAAGUCUGGAUUUGAUUCGAGACAUCCUGCGGGACUCGGGCACGCGGCUGCUGAACCUGAUCACGAACAUGUCGCUGUCGACGCUGGCGAGCGUAGAGCGCGGCAUGCCGCGCCGCGCGGCCUCGCGCGCGCACUCCGACGACAGCGAGGGCGCCCGUCCGCGCGGCGCCCGACCCCGCGUCCGCCUCUUCAGCUCCACCUGGCGCCGCGACUUCCUCUCCUCCAGCUCCGACUCCGACAGCGACCAGUCCUCCGAAGUUAAUAUUUUCAGAACAAGAAAUACUACUUUCCGAGAAGACGAGUCAAGACUGACCGACCGACCCACGACGUCCGCUUCGUCUACCGAGAGACUGUCGCACCUUACUGAUAGAUUAGUGUUUGAACUGAAUGAGGUGUCCCGCAAUGGUAGCCCUUCCAGGGAGCCUGGACCUUCGCGAGAACCCGGAAGAAUUAACGUGUCGUUAUCAAAUAAUAGAUUUCGUGUUCGAACACAAAGUGAUUCUAUGAGCACUGACGUGGGUUCUAUGUCUUCGGCUGCCGGUGCUACCGCUACACCCUCUGCUACUGAGGAAUCACCCUCACAAGCUGCGGGCGUGGCUACUCCUUCUGCCGGUGACGGCCCUGCAGUGGCUGAAGGAUCGCGGCCAGCUAAUGAACCCGAAACAUCAGGCCAACGUACACAAAGUACACCCGACUUCAAUCCCGAUAGACCGUCAACAAGCCGGGACGACUUUUGGAAUAGAGGCGGCAUUGUGCCUCCCGAAGAAGCCUACAGAAAAGUAAGGAGCGGUGUAAACGCAUUACAAAAGCACACUGUGCAGUUGACGAAUCUGUGGCUCCGAGGGAAUCGCACUACUAUGAGAGAGUUGCGUGGGAUGUGGGAAAAUUUACGUAGACGUAUACUUAUGUUACAUAGGGAAACUGGUAGACAAGACGUUCCCAGUUAUUAUACUAGACCGUUACUGGAUCGUUGCAUGAUGCUAACGGACAUGACGGAUAACCUCACGCGCACAGCUAGGAAUUUAAGAAACAAUGCAAGAAAUGAAGAUAAUGAAAGACGUUCGGCUGCAAAUCGUAAUGGGACUGACAACGCCAACAAUGCAAAUAGUAAUUUAAAUCAAGGUGAAGCAAGUACGUCCAAUGAGGCCGCGAGCACGAGUAGACAAACGCAAGGAGCAAGGACUUCUCACACUAGAUCGUCACCUAACGUCCGAUCUUCUCCGUCUUUGAGAAGGCGGCUUCAGUCCAACUAUCGCUGGCGUCCAGAAGAUGAGCUUAGGAGGCGAUCUCGUAAUCCUACAGCUAAUCGUUUAGCUCCGCGCUAUACGAACCGAUCUCGGAGAGAUUUUAUGCGUGCUAUAGAAAUUAGUGCCACCCGACAUGAGAUACGCAUGAGAGCCAUGCAAGUUUUGUCAGUUAUGUUUAAUAUGAUGAUGAUGUGUCUCGAAGAACGCGGCCUCAGUCAACUCAUCAUUAAUAUGUUGCGGACGCUUAAGAGGGCUUUAGCUUUAACUUGCCUAAUUGUGAUGUCAAAUAGGAAUAAUGGGCGAACGGCAACGACCCAAGCCCCUACACCACAGCGUGUAGAAUCUCUAGAUGUUGUACGUAUACAAAACGUUGAGCAUAAUGUCGAUGUGAAUGUUGACGGACCUGACGAACAGGCGGCGCCUGCGAACAAUCCCCAGCGUGCGGCUAGUGCAGAUGCAAACCGAACGCAGCAAAAUAGUAACGAUGAUGAUAACAAAAAGGAAAACGUUGAAAAGCCGUCAACGUCGCAGGCUGAAACCACUGAAAAUAGUAAUAAGAGAUCACAAGAAGAAAAACCUUCAACUUCACACAAUAGAGUUUCACAAAGAUGGAGCAAUCGUCUCGCCGUCCAAAUAGCCGCAGCCAACAGAAAUUAUUCAGCAACAGCAAGAAACAGGAGGGAUCUGUAUAUGGAAAGUAGGAGGUUAAAAGCUUUACAUAGAACAAAUCCUACUGCACAUCCGCUCAUCAAAAAGAGGGCCUUACCGCCGGUAUCCAACUAUAGAAUACCAGCACUGCGCUCCUUACCUGUGAGACCCGGUACGACGCGGUUUAGAAGUCCAAGAGUAGAUCCUCAAAAUAAUGAACCGGUCGCUGGACCGUCGCAUGCUCCUCCUGGUGAAAAUCCCAAUCUUCAGGAAUCUCCUGGAAGUGAGCUAAUGAAUGAAUUCGAGCACAGAGUUAAUUUUAUACGAAUAGCUCACAUGCAAGCAGUGAGGCUUCGGAAUGCGGCGCGGAAUAGGUUCAGGCGGCUGCAGACGAUCCGGCUGUACACGCCGUCGUCGGUGCGGGAGAUGUUCUCGCUGUCGGGCGCGGGCGCGGAGGGCGCGGAGGCGCGCGGCGCGGGCGCGGAGGCGCGAGGCGCGGGCGCGGAGGCGCGGCACCCGCUGGCGAUGUUCCGGCCGCACAUCCUGUCGGCGCGCGCCGAGCCGCCCGCGCGCGAGGACCUCACGCACCAGUUCCACACCGUGCUCAACAACGUAGCCAUGCCGCUCAUGCAGAUGUCCGACCUGCCCGCCAACAACGAGCCCGGACACUCGCAUCGCCUGCCCAGGAUACACGAGUACCUGCAACCCAUCAUCUUGGCUCAGAACGCGAUGGUGGUAGAGGAGGACGGCGCGGCGGGCGAGGGCGGCGGGCGGCGCGUGGCCGGCAUGGCGGGGCUGCUGGACGCCGGCAUCAUCUCCGAGGCGCUGCCCGCGCCCUCGCACCGCGUGCAGGCCUGGGACUUCACCACGGGCGAUACACCUGACAUCUCUGACAGUACUAAGAAUGUGGUAGUACAACGAUGUCGGAUUCACAAUGACGCCAGUAUCGACAUAUCGAAGGACGGCAGGCUUCUAGUAGCACUACUCCCUGUACCCAGGUUACGAAACACGAAUCAUUGGUUAGGCGUGUACUCACUGGAGUGGGCGCGACUAGGCCAGUGCCUGCACACCGCGGUGCUGGAACAGAGCGCCGUGUCGGUGGCGCUGUCGCCGACCGCGCGGCACCUGGCCGUGGGGCUGGGCUCGCGACGCUUCACCACCGCGCCGCAUGCCAGGAACAACGUCAUCGCGCUGCUGUACCGCCUUGACCCGCUAGAGAGUUCCAGUCGCACUGGUCUGUCUCCCAUAAAAGAAUUGGAACAGAAUUGGGAGCAUGGCUUCACUAGCCUCAACUGCCUCCGCUGGGCGCCCCAGCCCGGGCAAGGACUUGUGUAUGCAAACAACACUGGCCAACUCAUUAUUAUGAGCUAAGUGGAAUAUCAUGACAAAGCUGACUCAACACACAAUGCCCAGGAUGCUGUAUGUCACUGCCACGCUGACUGCCGUUUUGUGUCAUUCAGUAAAAAUAUAUUUACGCAUUUGUGGCAACUUCUUCAUGUAUAAAACUAUUGGAAGCUUGAUUUGCUCUUUAUAUUUGAUAAAAUAAAAUGUCAAAUUGUAUUUUCAAAAUAUCAUAAUACAAUAUUAUAUUAGGGUGUACUAAUCACAGACUGUUUGCUUGCAAGUCAAUCCGAUUUUAAUAUACCUACAUACAUAGUUUGUAAUGUUCAAUGCCAAUGUUUUUUUAAAAUGUAAUUGAUCUCGUGAAUAAUUGGAUUGGAACUGAUUUUGAAAUGUCUGUGGUGUAAUUACUGAAAAAUGUAAUGGUAAAUUGUUCCAAACGGAGUUGAAACUUUUAUGCUUGUAUUUGUUACUCAUUGCAUUAAUCAAUUUUCAACACAUACUAAAAUGUCAAAUGGGUUAUUUAAUACAUGCUUAAAAGUAUAGAUUUAUCAAAUCUUUAGAUAUUUAUUCUUAGUGAUAAUCUGAAAUUCUGAAAAUUCAUAGUACCUAUCAAUUAUAUAUUUUUUAAGUUGUUUUAUUUUUUCUCUUUUAUAAAGGUAUAUAUUGUUUGUGUUAUUGUUAUACACUGCCUUCGUAAGUUAGAACUAAGAUCAUUUGUUUUGUUGUAUCAUAAAACUUCAGUCUCAUUAUAUUUACGCAAUCAUGUUUCGUUUAAUGCACAGAUAAUGUUUAAAAUUAUUUUAAGUUUUAUUUGUCUGAUAUUAUUUCAUAUUUUUACGAAGGUAGUGAGAUAUCGGUUCUUCCAUACUAUUAUUUAUAAAAUUAAUGGCGUGGCGCCAUUCUUUAAGUUAACUAAAACCUUUUUGAUACUAACAAUAUAAUCCACCAUUACUUCUUGCUAUUUUCUCUUGUAUUUAUUUUUAUUUAAAUAAUUUCUUGAGACCAUCUCUCAUUUUAGGCUGGGUCAUUAAAUUACUUGGUUUAUUCCGCUUGGCGACAACAUAGUUCAGCUAAAGUUGCCAAUAUUGACUACUUACCAAAAACUUGAGGCAAUAAGUUUAUGGCAAGUUAUAAUUUAACUAGCCCCCUAAUACGUGGGUAAGACAACGUAUUUCUAGUUAUUGCAGACUUAUUGUUCCACUGCGGUGGUAUUUUUUUGCAAGAGUAAAUCCCGGGGUCGGCUAUUAUUUCGUGUGACCCAGCCUAAGACUGAUACUUUCCGCGUUUAUAGACUGAUGAUCGAUUCAACCAGGGUAAGGUGGAUAGGUAUUCGACGAGUAAUGGUAAACUUGAAGAGGGAUAAUAUAUAACAAAAUGAUUUAUCAUAAAAUUUUAAAUUCGAUUGCAUUAAUGUUUAAUGUGUUUACUGCGAAAACCCUACGAAUUAAAUAUCAGUACUUCAGACUUUUGAUAAUAUGAUCUCUUUUAUUUGAAUGACUCCAUUAUUAUAAAGAACUAGCUGUUGCGCGCGACUUCGUCUGCGUGGGCAAUAUAGAAUUGCUAAAGUACUAAUCAUCCCGUAGGUGUAUGUAUUAUUUCACAUGACAGCAUAAUAAAUGUGCAACUCAUGAUUUUCUGUGUAAAGAUUGAUUAUUGUAGCCCAAUUAAUAGAAGUACAACAUUCAAAAUAUGUGUUAUUAUUGCACACGCUUUUACAGAAACGUUAGCGGAAAUAAUGGUUCAUUUCUCACCCCCGUAGGUGAUAGCGUGAUGAUAUGUAGCCUAUGUCCUGACCCGACCUCCUAGCAAUAAUCAUGCAAAAUUUGAAGUAAAUCCGUGCAGUCCUUUUUUGAGUUUACUCCGGACAUACCUACAGACAAACAGACAACAAUUCUAAAAACUGCAUAUUUGGGUUCAGAAUCGAUUAUAAAUCACCCACCAAGCAUUCUUAAAAAAAAAUAUUCAAUGUACAGUUUUAGACUUUCCUAUCAUUUUAUUAUAUGUAUAGACAUUACAAAAACAAAGGAAAGCUAUUCUUUAGCGGUGUGCCUUUCCAAUGUAUGGUAGUAACUAAGUACAUGUCGCCCUACCUAGCUAGCCUAGCUAUGGUCUCCACUCAAGGAUUGCUUCUUAGGAUUCUUUCCAUUGUGGCCAGACCACAGUCGAUUUCACACUGGCUCGUAGAAUUAUUGUAUGACAGCAUAACAAUUAUAAAGCAAGAGUAACGACAGAGGGUCUAUAAAAACAUACUUUUCCUUCUCGGUGAUAUAGCUUUAUAUUGAAAACCCGUUGGUUUGAUAGAAUUGACUAUUCUUCUUGCUCGCAAUAUCCUGACCUAGCCAUUACUUUGCAUAUUCUAUUGUUUGCUGGGAUUACUUCAAUGGCCAGAAACUCGCGCGUUGGACCCACAACAUACUGUUCGUAGAAAACAUACGCAUAUCAAGUAUUUGAUAUGCGAGAUAAUAGAUGAUGCAUAUCACUGAAAAAAUUGUUCUAUAAAAAUACACGUAAUGAUUUAUCUUGCUGUAAUCCAUAAUUGUAAGAGAAUAAAAACUGGAGUUCAUUGUUGUACUAAAAUUCACUUUAAAAUUAAGGGUUUAUGUCUGGUAAACACAUUACUAUUAAUGCUACUUCAAAAAAGUGAAAUCUUUGCGUACUUUGUUACUGUAUCUUUCAUAAUUUUUAUAUAGAAACUAAGAUUUCAUUUUAUUUCAAUUUUCAGUUAAAGAUUGUUAUCCGCAGAAUAUAACACUUAUGAUCUUGAAACUAGUCUUUCAUGAGCCGCGUGUUGCUUAUGUUUACACCUGCCAAUGAUUACCUUACAAAUAAAUACAAACGUUAAAAUAAAAACUAACCACUAUCGAUCAUGGUUACUCGUACCUAAAAAGAUGGCAAUUAAAAAAAAAGAAAAUAGUAAUUAAACCACCCAGAAAAAAGAGCCCCGCUUAGCUGGGCUCCGUCGACUUCAUAUUAUGGAUUUUCAUUAAAUCGGUCCAGACAAAUGUGGAUGACAAAAUCGUGGAACAUUAACGGUAUAAUGAUCUGAUUAAACUAAAUUGCAGGCAUCAGUAAAUUCGACCAAUUCAUUCAACUAUCGAGGAUUUUAUGAAGUGAACUGAAAUUACGAUAUGGCUAUGGUAUGCCUACUAACUAUACAAAGGGUCUCCUGAGAACUGUCAGUAUUUCUACUAUUGUUUUUAAAUAAGAGAUAGGUAAUGAGGAAAACUUCCGCAGAAGUGGUCAGCUCAUCCCUUUUUUGCUAAAAACAAUGGUCCACAAAUAGGCUACCGUUGAGCAUUGUUACGAAGAAAUAACAGUUAUUGUUCUGUUACCUUUCUCCGCCAUUCAGUGACAUGAUGUUAGGAGUCAUAAAUAUUCGCUCUUACUAAGGACUAGUUCAAGAUCCCAUAUCUCAAAUCCUCUGGUUUAUGCAUCGGUCGCCACUAUCAACAUUGAAAUUUUUCAUCUCUGAACAGAGUAUGUAAUGCUAUUCGGCGGAUAAACUAUCUAACCUGUUUUCUGUAAAUAAUUUGUUCUUCAAAUAUUUUGUGAUAAUUGUAAGAAUAGAUUAAAAAUAACUGUACAGUUUUAUAAAUAAGAUUCUGUGUACAGAUCCCUUCUUGUGUCUAAUAAAUCCUAAUAGAUGGGAAAA
This is a messenger RNA of Helicoverpa zea (corn earworm), 8835 nucleotides long. RefSeq names its product activating molecule in BECN1-regulated autophagy protein 1A-like. NCBI's taxonomy places the organism in Eukaryota, Metazoa, Arthropoda, Insecta, Lepidoptera, Noctuidae. The record is from RefSeq and is a predicted model, not a curated record. Gene Ontology annotation, cellular component: intracellular membrane-bounded organelle. The transcript has 14 exons. Bases 240 to 5210 code for a protein of 1656 amino acids. Gene Ontology annotation, molecular function: protein binding. Gene Ontology annotation, biological process: autophagy.